This is a messenger RNA of Linum trigynum, 678 nucleotides long. The record is from the annotation of a GenBank genome assembly. NCBI's taxonomy places the organism in Eukaryota, Viridiplantae, Streptophyta, Magnoliopsida, Malpighiales, Linaceae.
AUGUACUCAUUCCACAAUCCUGUGUUCAAGGAGCAUGCGACGGAGGCUGGCAAGAUGAAAAAUCCACCAAAUGCAAUACCUCCACAGAUUUGGUGGGAAAUGGUUCGCAAAUGGUCAAACCCUAGUUGGGUGGAUACAAGUGAUAAGAACAAGGAGAACCGUGAGAAGUGUGAGCUGAAGUCAACUUGUGGUUCUGCUCCCUUGGCAAAGUACAGAUUGGAAGAGAUCAAGAAGACGGGCAGAGAACCGAAUCCUAUUGAGACAUUCAGGAAGUUUUAUUCAACAAAGGAUAAUUUCACCACUCCCAAGGCUCAGGCUCUACAUGCUGGAAUGAAGGCAAAGGAAGUAAAGAAGUUGAGCAAAGGGGAGGAUGUGAACAAUGGCCUAGAUGUGUUUGGCUCUACUUCAAGCCAAGGCUGCAACAAAAAAUGCAAAGAGGAUCAAAGGAUAGAGAAGGAGAAGAGCGAUGAGAAGAUGAGAAUGAUGGAAAAACAGAUCGAGCAGGUGAACCGUAAUAUGCCUCUUGUUGUUGAGGCGACGCUGAAGAGGCUUGGAAUCCAGCUGCCAAAGUCGUCCAAUGCUGCAAACAACAAUGAUAUGGAGGAUGAUGAAGAAGUUGAUGGUGAGGAAGAAGAUGACGACAGUGAAGAUGACGAGGAGGGUGAUGGGACAAACUGA